This is a messenger RNA of Zonotrichia albicollis (white-throated sparrow), 1373 nucleotides long. Lineage: Eukaryota; Metazoa; Chordata; Aves; Passeriformes; Passerellidae. The record is from RefSeq and is a predicted model, not a curated record.
GGGCCAUUAGAAUCCCAACUGUGUCCUGGUCUCCAGAGGAUUUGAACACAACUGCCAUGGCAGAAUUUGGGGCUUACAUUCGGAAAGUCUUCCCAGCUGUAUUUUCUUCAAAGUUCAUCCAGCAUGAAACUGUUGGCCAAUACAGCCACCUGUUUACAGUGCAGGGCUCAGCCCCUGGCCUGCUGCCCUACAUGCUGCUGGCACACAUGGAUGUGGUGCCUGCUCCCCCUGAGGGCUGGGAUUUCCCUCCUUUCUCAGCUGCAGAGCACCAGGGAUUCAUCUACGGCCGAGGAACGCUGGACAACAAAAACUCUGCCAUGGUACGUGGGCCUGGUGAUGUCCUUCCACACAGACCCAGCCUGGCAAAGGCAGAGGGAGCUGCCCAUCCUCUGGAGUUCUCUGUGCUGGCUCUGUCUCGUUCCUUUCUGUCAGGGAUAAAUUCCUGUCAUGGCUAUAAAUUCAUCUGCUAUCAGGCCAUUAACAAUCUCCAAUCAAUUUUCCUGGAAGAUUCUUUUAUGUUGCUCUGGAGCUGUUCCCCAGGGGAUUUCGUGCAUUCCUUGUGCUGUAGCCAAGAGCAAGGUGCUUUCCAGUUUUCCUCCCAGAGUUUUGGCUGGAUGUGCUCAGUUCUCUGCUGGAUUGCACAGGUGUCUGGGCUGAAGGGAGCAAGGAGAAUUGCAGCUCUGCUGGAAGCCAGAGGGGUGAAACUCUCCUUCCUGCUGGAUGAGGGCAGUGCAGUGCUGGACGGCAUCAUUGCAGGGGUGAAGAAACCAGUGGAGACAAGUAUUGGCAUUCUGGCAGCAGCCAUGUCCAGGCUGGAGCAGAAUCCCUUGCCCAACCUGUUUGGCCACGGCCCAGAGCUCAUGACCAUGGAGCACCUUGCAGCAGAGUUCAAGUUUCCUCUCAACAUCAUCAUGAGCAAUUUGUGGCUGUUCUCACCUAUUGUCAGCAGAGUCCUUGCCUGGAAACCUUCCACCAACGCCUUGAUCCGAACAACCACUGCAGUCACCCUGUUUAAUGCAGGAAUCAAGGUGAAUGUCAUCCCUUCCAUUGCCAGAGCCACAGUGAACUUCAGGAUCCAUGUGUGUGUGUUUGACCCCCAGGUGCUGGAGGCAGUCAGGAGCACCAUUGCUGAUGACAGAGUGAAGAUUGACGUGGUGGAGGCCUUUGACCCGCUGCCCAUCAGCCCUUGGGACCAGCAGACAUUUGCAAUCCACAUUUUACAAAAAACCAUCCUGGACAUUUUCCCAGAUGUUGACAGUGUGGUGCCAGGCACGUGCAUCGGGAACACGGACAGCCGGCACUUCAGCAACGUCACCAAGGCCAUUUACAGGUUCAACCCUCUGCUGCUGUUGGGCAGCAGCUGUAGCUCAUGA